This is a messenger RNA of Mesocestoides corti, 456 nucleotides long. NCBI's taxonomy places the organism in Eukaryota, Metazoa, Platyhelminthes, Cestoda, Cyclophyllidea, Mesocestoididae. The record is from the annotation of a GenBank genome assembly.
AUGAACGACGAGGCACCGCCCUUGCAACGGAAGCCCGCGGCUUGUCGAUGUGCCUUUGAAGCCGGCCUUUGUCCACCUCCUCCACCGAUGCUGCCACCGAAAACGAUAUGUGUGGGUCAUCACACCUGUGGGUUCGUGCAUGUGAAUGUGCGUUCACGCCUUCUGCGUGGUAUCCCCUCUAUCUUAACCGCUCUAUUCGCCUUUCCGGGGCUAUGUGUGACUGCGACAGUCGGUCAGGGACGCACACAAUACACGCGUACUCCCACGCACACAUGUUCGAAAUGUAAACUUGUGAAGGAUUGGCUGAGGGAGCGCUUUUUCCUGCGCGAAACGCAAAAUCCACGAAUCGCGUUCCUCGUUUUAGCUCUCCUGUGCCAGCGCGCACACGCACUUGUCGUGGAUAGAGGUCGUAAUGCUUUUCGAGAUUCAGGCUAUCAAUUAAGCCUUCUUCAUUGA